AUGUCUACACUAUCUAUCUAUCUAUCUAUCUAUCUAUCUAUCUAUCUAUCUAUCUAUCUGUAUUUUGUUCGUAUCUAUCUAUCUAUCUAUCUAUCUAUCUAUCUAUCUAUCUAUCUAUCUAUCUAUAAUACUUUCUUUCUUUCUUUCUUUCUUUCUUCGUUACAUUCUUUUUAUAUCAGUCUGUGCUAUUAUCUCUCUAUCUAUCUAUCUGAGCUAGGUAGCGCAGUCUGCUUCUUUCUAUUCCUGCUCUUAUUUCGGAUAAUGUGUAUAUCUAUCUAUCUAUCUAUCUAUCUAUCUAUCUAUCUAUCUAUCUAUCUUGUUAGGAACUGGCAACAUGCGGAUGUGAACCCCAGAUUUCAGAGAGAAUGCAAGAUAGUAGACUUCUCAAUAUAUCCCGCGCCCAGGCUCGUAGCACCGCGCUACUCCAUCGUCUCUCGAGACGUACGGAUGUAG
Molecule: messenger RNA, 453 nt
Organism: Acanthosepion pharaonis
Lineage: Eukaryota; Metazoa; Mollusca; Cephalopoda; Sepiida; Sepiidae
Source: the annotation of a GenBank genome assembly